AUGGUUACUAUAGGUAAUGUACAUGAAGAUUUGAUUCAUGACGCAGUUUUAGACUAUUAUGGUAAGCGUUUAGCUACAUGUUCAUCAGAUAAGACUAUCAAGAUAUUAGAUGUCGAUGCAAGUGACAAUUAUAAAUUGGUGACUACUUUAUCAGGACACGAAGGUCCUGUUUGGCAAGUAGCAUGGGCGCAUCCUAAAUUCGGCCCCAUAUUGGCUUCAUGCUCUUAUGAUGGUAAGGUUUUGAUUUGGAAGGAACAAGCAGAAACGCAACAAUGGUCGAUAAUCGCCGAGCACACAAUUCAUCAGGCUAGUAUUAACUCGGUGAGUUGGGCUCCGCACGAGUUGGGCGCAGUGUUGUUGUGUACUUCUUCCGAUGGAAAAGUCUCAGUUUUGGACUUCAACGACGACGGAACCACAUCUCAUGUAAUAUUCGAAGCACAUGCAAUUGGUGUUAAUUCCGCAUCGUGGGCUCCAAUCACUAAUUCCUCAUCGAAUAAAGAUGCAAAUUCCUUAAAGCAACAACGCAGGUUUGUAUCGUGUGGGUCUGAUAAUUUGGCUAAAAUUUGGAAGUUUGAUCCAGCUUCAGACUCAUAUGUCGAAGAGGCAAAAUUGGAAGGGCACACCGAUUGGGUGAGAGAUGUAGCUUGGUCACCUUCAAACCUAAUACGCCCCUAUAUCGCUACAGCAUCACAGGACAGUACAGUGUUGAUUUGGACUCAGGACAAAGAUGGAAAAUGGCAGAAGCAAAGCUUGACAGAGGAAAAGUUUCCUGACGUUUGUUGGAGAUGCUCUUGGUCGUUAUCUGGGAAUAUAUUAGCUGUCUCAGGCGGCGACAACAAGGUCACCUUGUGGAAAGAAAAUUUACAAGGAAAAUGGGAGUCUGCAGGAGAAGUAGAGCAAUAG
Lodderomyces oxycetoniae is the source of this 903-nucleotide messenger RNA. It is a transcript of the gene SEC13, whose product is annotated as GTPase-activating protein. Gene Ontology annotation, biological process: positive regulation of TOR signaling; COPII-coated vesicle budding; protein import into nucleus. NCBI's taxonomy places the organism in Eukaryota, Fungi, Ascomycota, Pichiomycetes, Serinales, Debaryomycetaceae. The transcript has a single exon. Gene Ontology annotation, molecular function: protein binding; structural molecule activity. The coding region runs from base 1 to 903 and encodes 300 amino acids. Gene Ontology annotation, cellular component: COPII vesicle coat; nuclear pore outer ring. The record is from RefSeq and is a predicted model, not a curated record.